Messenger RNA from Nilaparvata lugens (brown planthopper), 707 nucleotides. RefSeq lists its product as uncharacterized. The transcript is spliced from 2 exons. The coding region runs from base 35 to 490 and encodes 151 amino acids. The record is from RefSeq and is a predicted model, not a curated record. Lineage: Eukaryota; Metazoa; Arthropoda; Insecta; Hemiptera; Delphacidae.
UCAUGCUGACCCCUAUUUACUGGAAAAAGUUGAUAUGUUUGUGAGGAAGAUAUUCAAUGGAAAACCCAAGGAUAUAUCCGUUCCUAACUGUGAUACAUCUAAAACAUUUAAUGAAUUGACUGAAUUGGGGGAUCCAACUUUGAAAUACAAAUCACAAGAUAGACAGGAAACGCACUUUAAUGAAUUGGAAUGCUCAAAAUUACUGGAUAAUGGGGUAUCGGUAUCCAACUUAUGCUACAACUCUUGCGAUAACCCUGAUUGUUACUGUGCACCUUACUGCAUGAUGCUAGAGGAUAUUCAAAGCAGAUCUCAAAAUUUUCAAGAAAAUCAAACCGAAGAUAUUAUUUAUGGAUACGAAAAUGAUAUGCAACACUCCAAGGAAACACCAAAUGAAUUUUUUGUUGGAUUCAAAGAAAAUAAUGAAGAUGAAAUUUACCCAAACAUUGAUGAUAAUGACGAUGAUUGUGAUGGUUUGAUGAUUGAUGAAUGAAAUUCAAUUUGAUGCAAUCCAAUGUGAAUGUGUGAAUAUAUGUCUUUAUCUUCUUCUGAAUUAUUUUGAAUGCUCCAAAUCACAUUGUUACUCUUCUAUCACUACUCACUCAUUUCGUAUUUCCCCAACCAAUCAAAUGGUUUACGUAUAUCAACUUUAUUAUGUAUAUUUUCUUAUAUUAACUGAACCUGAAUAUAUAGGGAAGUUUUUGUGAAAA